Molecule: messenger RNA, 2520 nt
Organism: Yamadazyma jaroonii
Lineage: Eukaryota; Fungi; Ascomycota; Pichiomycetes; Serinales; Debaryomycetaceae
Source: the annotation of a GenBank genome assembly
AUGAUUAGUCCUGAAAGCAACAAGACUUCAAAGAGUGCUAUGAUUGAUGAUAGUCCUAGGAGUUAUAGGAAGUCUAUUUUUAAGACAUUUAUGAGAAGAAAAUCCCUGUCAGAAGAUGUUAGUCCAGUUAAUACCAAAAGUUUGAAUAGAAUUUCAAGUGUUAAGAGUAAGAAGAGUGAUAAUUCAUUUAUAGAUCAAGAUGACAUGAGUAUUUUUAAUUCAGAUGAUGAAAAUGAUAUGUCACCCCAUGAUGCUGAUACGUCAGAAACGUCAAGUACUUAUUCCAAUCUUCAUACCACCGAUUCCUUCAUAGGUAAAAGUACGUUAAUGGAUGAGAAAUCGUCAGAAAUCAUUGAUGCGAAGCUUUAUGAACUACUUCAAUCCAAUAAUGAGGUGGAAGAACCCAAUUUGGCAUGGGAAGAUUUUAAGCAUGAAUCAUUGAUGGUACCAAAGUAUGCCAAACCUAAUAGACGUAAAAAUAGUCCGGAAAUGUUGAAAAGGCUAUUUUUAGCCCAAGAAUUAAAUGAUGAUACGGAAUCGGAUUCUCAUAGUGUUUCCGAAGAUAGUGUUGAACAUGAUGUUACUAGUCAGAAUCCUAUUAUCAAUAGUAAGAUAAGUAAAGAAAUCUUUGUCAUGCAAUUUAGUAGAGAUGGGAAGUAUUUGGCAGUUGCUGGAAGAGAUUCUGUUAUUAAAGUAUGGAAAGUAAUAUGUUCACCUUUGGGAAGAAUGGAAUAUAAUAACUACGAAGCUCAUCAUAAAUCUCAAUCUAAAAGUCCUGCUCACAAACAUCAUGAAGAUACGGUAUAUCCAUAUGCCCCAGUAUUUCAUCAAAAACCUGUUAAAGUAUUUAAAGGUCAUAGUAAUAGUGUUCUAAGUAUCGAUUGGAGUAAGAACAAUUUCCUCGUUUCUGGAAGUAUGGAUAAGACAGUCAAAUUAUGGCAUAUCGAUAGAUCAUCAGCAUUGGCAACUUUUCAACAUGAAGAUUUCGUAACCACGGUAAAAUUCCAUCCUAAUGAUGAUAGAUUCUUCCUAAGUGGAUCUUUGGAUAAUCAAGCAAGAAUAUGGUCGAUUCUAGAAAGAAACAUCGCUUAUGGAAGAUACCUUGGAGAUGAAAUGUUAAUCACCGCCGCAAAUUUUACCCCUGAUGGAUUACAUUGUGUUUUUGGGGGUUUCAAUGGGAAUAUGGCCGUACUUGAAACUAAAGGAUUACAUAUUCUUAAUAAGUUUGAUAUCAAACAGAAGAGUAUAGUUCCUCUUAGUAACACCAAUGGUAAUAAAGUAACCAAUAUCAAGGUCUUAAAGACUUCGGAUGAUGAUCAAACUAUUGAUUAUAGAAAAUGGUCAUACUUAGUUACUACCAAUGAUUCUAGAAUCAGAUUAGUUAGUAUUAAAGACAAGAAAUUAGUGACCAGAUUCAAAGGAGCUACCAAUUCAGGAUCAAUUGAAGCUUCUAUUACUGAUGAUUAUCGGUAUGUCUUAUCAGGAUCAGAAGAUCAUUGGGUGUAUAUAUGGGAAAAUAACAAUCAAAUCAUCAACAAUAAUUUAAGAGGUGCUGUUAAAGAAAUGAUCAAUGAUGGGGUUCAUCAACUUAAUCAAUUGGAAGCUAAACAUGAAAAGUAUUAUAAAUUACUUCUAAAGAAUAAACUUUUCAAUAAACUUCAUAAAGAAGUGUUACACAAUAAUGAAAUUGAUUUGAUAUCUAAUGAAAACAGUAGUUAUGCUUCAUUUCAUGCUCAUCAUUCUAAUGUUAAUGCUGCUAUCUUUGCUCCUAAUUCCACUAAGAAGCUUCUUGAAUUAUCAGAUGACUUGAUCUUUGACUUACUUAAGAGAGCAAGACUUUGUUCCCAUUUACAUAAAUUUGAUGAUAUCCAUUUACCUGAAGAAGAAGAAGUCGAUUAUGGUAAUCAAGGACUUAUUAUUAUUACUACUGAUGAUUAUGGACUUAUCAGAGUGUUUAGACAUGAUCCAGCUUAUGAAGUGAGAAACAGAAUUCUUAGAAUUUAUAAGAAAUCUAAGGAUUCAGAUUUCCUUCCUUGUGAUAUGCCACGGUUCAAAACUGACAAACCUAAACUUCUGAAGAAGAAGAGAUGUUCAGAAACUUCUACUCCUUCAUCAAUGUCCGUACCAACUAUUUCUAAAACAAGACCUGUUGUGGAAAAGGCCCAUAGUUCCCAAUCUUCUACUCCUCAAAGCUCAAAAUCAGGAACUCGUCAUUUACUGAAAAGUAUUUCAACAGGAAUAAUUUCCUCCAAUAAUGCAUCGCUUGCUAUUCAUACAGCUGCCCCAGUCAGAGCUUUAGAUUCAGUGAGAUCAAUGCUGCCACCAGCAGUGGUAACUCCUGAACAGGAAAUUCAUGAACCUUUCCCCAGUAUUGAAACAAGUGCUAAAACGGUAAUUCCAAGAUUGGUGGAAACUCCUCCAACUUCAGAAUUUAGGAAUGUCCUGCUUUCACCAUCACUUAAACCUUUGGAUUCUAAAGAGGAUUUGAAGGAUUUGAAGAUAAAGAGAGUAAAUAAAUGA